Cucumis melo (muskmelon) is the source of this 869-nucleotide messenger RNA. RefSeq names its product cyclin-J18. The transcript has 9 exons. Lineage: Eukaryota; Viridiplantae; Streptophyta; Magnoliopsida; Cucurbitales; Cucurbitaceae. The record is from RefSeq and is a predicted model, not a curated record. Bases 1 to 705 code for a protein of 234 amino acids.
AUGGACAGUGAGACGUUACCAAUUCUCAGAAUUAGCGUCGUGAAAUUUCUAAUUCAAUCUGCUCAUGAUCUCGAAGUGCCUCCAAUCGUCAAGUAUUCUGCGUUGUCGCUUUUCGCUGAUAGAUUCUACUCAUCGAUUUCUGGGUUCACUAGCAGCAAUGACUCAAGAUAUUGGCUUCUGCAACCAAUCACAGAAAGCAAUUUGCAGUUAUUUGCACUUGUUUCCCUAUGGAUAUCUAGCAAAUUGCACACUUCUCAUCCUCUUUCUAUAAAACUUCUGAAGGCUUUUGGGGAUACGAUGAUCAAGGAACAACAUUUUAUGACACGGGAUUUCUUGGAUGCAGAGGUCAUAUUCAUGCGGAUAUUAAAUUUCGAGAUUGGUACUGCAAAUAUCACUUUUAUAUUUCUUGAGGAACUUCUUAAUCAUUUCAAGGAAGUAGCUAAAGUUGGAGAGCUUGUGAACUGGGAAGCAUGCAUGGAUGUAAUGGAUCUUCUUUAUGAAAGAGAGGAGACAUCUGUGUUUUACGGGUCUCCUUGUUCUUUAGCUGCUGCCAUCUUGGUUGCUUCAUAUCUCAUCACUGUUCCAGUUCAAGAAUGGGAAUUUCCAAUUGUUCCCUGGGUCCAUUUUGUAACAUCAUUCAAAGAAGACGAUAUUGUCCAACAAGCCAGAGACAUUCUACUUCACGUUUUAGAGACUGAUUGCUAGAGAAGUGCAAAAGGCCUGAAAACAGAACAAUUCUUAAUCAUGAAUGUAAGUUCUGAUGUUAUUUUGUUGCAUCUUUUUGGCUUAUUUCUAGACGUUUCUGUCAGAGAGAGGAACUGAAUUGCAUUGUAGCUUUCAAAGCCAUACAAAGUAGAGAAAUGGUAUCG